Drosophila hydei is the source of this 1898-nucleotide messenger RNA. RefSeq names its product U6 small nuclear RNA (adenine-(43)-N(6))-methyltransferase. The record is from RefSeq and is a predicted model, not a curated record. The coding region runs from base 89 to 1009 and encodes 306 amino acids. Gene Ontology annotation, cellular component: nucleus. The transcript is spliced from 4 exons. Gene Ontology annotation, molecular function: nucleic acid binding; 23S rRNA (adenine(1618)-N(6))-methyltransferase activity. Gene Ontology annotation, biological process: rRNA base methylation. Lineage: Eukaryota; Metazoa; Arthropoda; Insecta; Diptera; Drosophilidae.
AUUUACUAACUCUAAAAUGGUCACAUAAAUUGCAUUGCACUCAGUUUAAACGUUUUAUUGUUGAUUAUUUUAUUUGUUGUUUAAUAAAAUGAUUAGAAAAAAUAAUAAAAAGUUUGUAAUGCAUCCGCGCAAUGUAUUACGCACUGCUCCUGACUACACAAAGCUGGCCAUCAAGUACAAGGACUUUCGGCAGGUUUGCGAAUUGGAACUCAAUGGCAAGGUAUCUAUUAACUUUCGCAAUGAACGAACAUUGCGUGAAUUGACCAAAAUGUUGCUGCUGGAAUAUUUUGAUCUGCACGUGGAUUUUGCGCCGGGCAGUUUGGUGCCAACUUUGGCGCUGCGCUUGAACUAUAUUUUGUGGCUAGAGGAUUUGCUGGCGCCACUGAAACUGGAUGCAGUGUGUGGCAUCGACAUUGGUUGCGGUUCAUCGUGCAUUUAUUCACUGCUGGCAGCCAAAAAGAAUCGAUGGCAGAUGCUGGCUCUGGAGUCGAAGCAAGCAAACAUUGAAUAUGCGCUCGAGAAUGUGAAGCGUAAUGAUCUGCAACACCUUGUGGAGGUCUAUAAGCAGCCCGACAAGCAGAGCAUCUUCAAGAGCUAUUUUGAGUCUUCCAAUGAAUUGGCCAAGGAACAAUUUCACUUUUGCCUAUGCAAUCCGCCUUUUUUUGACUCGAAUGCUAAGAAUCCAUUUGAUGCUAACACACGCAAUCCACAGCGUCGGCCAGCGCCUCACAAUGUGCGCACGGGUACUGACGAGGAGUUGACAUGUGUCGGCGGCGAGGUGUCUUUCGUGCAGCGCAUUGUCGACGAGAGCGAGCUGUACAAAGAGCGCGUGUUGAUUUUCACCAGCAUGCUCGGCGUCAAGGCUAACGUGCCCAAGAUUUUGGACUAUUUGCGUGAGCGGCAAAUAAGCAACGUUUGCACCACGGAGUUUCAUCAAGGACACACCACACGCUGGGCAGUUGCGUGGAGCUUUCAGCAAACAGCUCUACAAAUAGAUGCGGCCAAAUAGCUUACAACCAAUUAUAUAUGUAAAUAAGUGUACAUAGCUUACAUUAAGUAAAAGUAUAUUUUAAGGUAGAAUCUGAAUAAGCUGUUGAGCUCAUGUCAUGUGGACAUAUUCUGAAAAGUAAAACCGUUGCCCGCCCAUAUGAAAUGGGCGACCACGAAACCUUUUCCACUAAAUGGAAAUUCGCAUGUCAGCGAGCCAUUUGCUGCCACAGUCAACACACAAUCGGGCAACAAAACUAGCGGAAAUUAUCGCUGCGUUUAUAUCAUAUUGACCACUGGAAAAACUUACCCAUCACAAACACACAAAGCAAUUGGCAAAGCUUAGGUAUUUCCCAUAUUGAAACAUCUAUGCAAAAACUACAAUUGGAAGCAUUUACUUUACAAAUUAAGUCAAGUGAAAAUUUCAAAUUAAUAUUCAAGAUUAUCCAAAAGCUAAAGAGUAUUCCACAGUUGUGUUUUUACUAGGAAAUGCUUUUAGCUAUUGGACUUUUCUUAGUGCCAACAGCUAGACUGCUUGCUAUUUUCCUUUAUAGCAUUUCAACACGUUAAGGUGUUAAAAACAAUGUAAUUAAAAGGCGAGUCGAGUCCUUGAGUUCAACUUGGCCACGUUUCUUAUAAGCUCCUGAGGUUGCUUCCGAAAAUUCAUGUUAUUGCUUUUUGUGUAAGCUGGAAUUUUCCAUUUAUAUGGAAAACAAAAUUAGCUCCAGUUGUUGUAGUCUUUACAUGCAGCAAGCUAAGACUUUAAAUAGAUAAUGAUAAUCAGAAUAAUGGAAACAAAGUAAAAAGUUAAAUGAAGUAAAAACUUUGCCUUGUCUAGACCGCUCUCAGAGCAUAUUGCUUAUGUUUUUGUAUGGUUAAAAAUGCAUUUUUGUAUAAAUAAAACGUUUUUG